AUGGCCGCCGCCCUCGACGAGGAAGAUCUUUCGAUCCCCCUCCCUCCCACCGACCGUCCGCGUGAACGAGGUGAACGUACGAGCAAGACGACUACGAGCUCAAACCCUUCCGCUAUGGCAAUGCCUCCGCCCUCGCGCCCGACCGGUCGUCCCGACCCCACGACUCAGUCCCCGGCCACCAUGCGGGACAUGCAGCGCCUCGAUCAGUAUCAGACCGUCAAGAUCCUAGGUGAGGGCUCUUUCGGUAAGGUCAAGCUUGCUAUCCACCAGCCAAGUGGAAGGCAAGUCGCCCUCAAGAUCAUCUCGCGGCGUAAGCUACUGUCUCGGGACAUGGUUGGGCGCGUGGAGCGAGAGAUUCAGUAUCUUCAAUUGCUACGACACCCUCACAUCAUUAAAUUAUACACCGUGAUCGCCACCAAGACCGACAUUGUGAUGGUCCUCGAAUAUGCCGAACGCGAAUUGUUUGAUUACUUGGUUCGAAAAGGAAAAUGUGGUGAUGAUGAGGCCCGCAAGUUCUUCCAACAGAUUAUCUGCGCCGUCGAGUACUGCCAUCGACACAAGAUUGUCCACCGUGAUCUGAAGCCCGAGAACCUCCUCAUCGACAGCACGAAGAGCGUUAAGAUUGCGGAUUUCGGAUUGAGUAACAUUAUGACAGACGGAAAUUUCUUGAAGACCAGCUGUGGCAGUCCGAAUUAUGCUGCCCCCGAGGUCAUCUCCGGAAAGCUCUACGCCGGUCCAGAGGUGGAUGUUUGGAGUUGCGGUGUUAUUCUCUACGUUCUGCUCGUGGGCCGCUUGCCCUUCGACGACGAUUAUAUUCCUGCUCUGUUCAAGAAGAUCGCUGCUGGAAACUUCCACAUUCCUGGAUACAUCUCUCCCGGCGCAGCCCGACUCAUUCGCGCCAUGCUUCAAGUCCACCCGGUUCACAGAAUUACCAUUCAAGAGAUCCGGGAAGACCCGUGGUUCACUAAGAACCUCCCCAAGUACCUGGAACCACCAGCCGAGGAGUUCAUUGCUACAGACGUGGAUCUGAGCAAGAUCGAUCCUCGUAAGGUGGGCGCUGGAAAGCCGGUUCCCGUGAAGCAUAAGAUUCACCAAAUUGCCGUGUCCAAGCUGGAACGAAGCAUGGGAUAUGAUCGGGAAGAUAUCGAAGAUGCCUUGCGCCACCCGGAGCCUAGUGCAAUCAAGGAUGCCUUUUCGAUUGUCGUUGAGAACGAGAUGAUGCAAACCAACUCUCCAACCGACGACAACCUGUUGGCCCAGAGUGUGUCACCCCAGCCAAAAGCACCCGCACCUGCUCCCGCCCAACGAACCCCCGCGACUCCAAGAUCUCAAGAGCAACCAGCUGCGACACCUGCCGUUGCACGAACCCCCAGUGUCUCACGCCGUCCCCGACCAGAAGAGACUCAACAAGAAGACCCCGAGGAAUUCGAGCCACAGCGUCUCAGCCAUGUCCGCAUUCUACCUACGAGUCUGCCUUAUGUCCAUGAUCAGCUCAUGGAGCAACGUGACCGAGAACAGAGAGCUCGCCUCGAAGAGCGCCGACGGGAAGCCGCUCGUGCCGAAGAGGAUCAAUCGGGAUCUGAACGCAGAGAACUGACUCCAGAAGAGCAAGCCGCCACUGCUCGGGCAUUGAAACCCCAUUCUCGCAGUGUCGUCGAUCUGGACAAGUUGAGGUUCGAGCCGCCGAUUGGCCAUCCGAUCACACAACAGCCUAAGAAGUCUCGAAAAUGGCAGUUUGGUAUCCGCUCACGGAAUCAGCCAUACGAGGCGAUGCUGUACCUGUACCGAGCUAUCGCUGCUCAAGGUGGAGUGUGGGAUAUUCAGCCUGUCGAAUCAGGCACGACCAUCGGUCCCGAUGCGUCACCAGACAAACCCAAGCCUCUGCAAAGCAAAUACCCCGACCUCCCAUCAGACUACUACAUUCCCAAGGACCCCUGGUUCAUCCGCGCCCGCUUGCUGAAAGAAGGCGUCAAAGCCCCGGGACAAUCAACCAGUGUCUACAACAGCCGCAGCGACCUCGAAGAGCUCCGUCGUCGUUUCAAUAUCUCCGGUAUCUCCGUCCCGGGCGACGACAAGGACAAAGAUAUGAAAUCUCCCUCGUCCGAUAACGGCGGUCUCUCUGCACCCUCAUCGGCCACGCAAAAUACCAGCAUACCCAGUAUCUCGCACGGCGUCUGGGUCUUCGUCGAUAUCCAACUCUACCAACUCGAGGAGAACAAUUACAUGGUUGACUUCAAGUGCGAUGGAUACCAGAACGUUAUUCGCGCCCAUGGAGACACAGAGUGGCACCCUAUUAGCAAGCGCUUCAUGAACAAGGAGAAGGAGGUCACUAGCCCUUACCCUUUCCUGGAUGUGGCAUCGGACCUUGUGGCUCAGCUGGCCGUGGCUAGCUAG
This is a messenger RNA of Penicillium cataractarum, 2394 nucleotides long. RefSeq names its product SNF1 family serine/threonine-protein kinase. The transcript has 3 exons. Gene Ontology annotation, biological process: intracellular signal transduction; protein phosphorylation. The coding region runs from base 1 to 2394 and encodes 797 amino acids. Gene Ontology annotation, molecular function: protein serine/threonine kinase activity; ATP binding. The record is from RefSeq and is a predicted model, not a curated record. Lineage: Eukaryota; Fungi; Ascomycota; Eurotiomycetes; Eurotiales; Aspergillaceae. Gene Ontology annotation, cellular component: cytoplasm.